Molecule: messenger RNA, 231 nt
Organism: Ilex paraguariensis (yerba mate)
Lineage: Eukaryota; Viridiplantae; Streptophyta; Magnoliopsida; Aquifoliales; Aquifoliaceae
Source: the annotation of a GenBank genome assembly
AUGGGUAACCAUGGGAACAAGGAUUAUCAGCUGCACUUAAAGGGUAAAAAUCCCACCAGAGGCAGUGAAGAAGGGAUCAAGGUGAAGUACAUAUCAAGCCCUGUGAUGGUGAAAGCCAAUAACGCUUCCGAGUUCCGAGCAAUCGUUCAAGAACUCACCGGCCAAAACUCCCACAUCAGAAGCCCCGGCAAUGCAGACACAAUGGGCGAUGAUAAUCACUUGUCCGGUUAA